Molecule: messenger RNA, 3004 nt
Organism: Triticum dicoccoides
Lineage: Eukaryota; Viridiplantae; Streptophyta; Magnoliopsida; Poales; Poaceae
Exons: 10
Coding region: 20-3004 (994 amino acids)
Biological process (GO): 5S class rRNA transcription by RNA polymerase III; transcription initiation at RNA polymerase III promoter
Cellular component (GO): transcription factor TFIIIC complex
Molecular function (GO): DNA binding
Source: RefSeq, a predicted model, not a curated record
UGGAUUCAUAGGUGCAAAGAUGAUUCGGGCAAAGCUGUUACAUAAAUUUCUGUGGGAAUAUGUUAGUGGUUUGCCAAAUCUUCAUUGUGCCAAAGAAGGGCAGCAUGACAAGAACCUUAAUCAAUCAUGUCAGUUUUCAAUCACAGCAGCUAUAAAAGAAAUGCCUCUUGAACUCUUUCUACAAGUUGUGGGAUCAGCAAAGAUUGAUAGCAGCACUGUAACUAAGUGUUGUGGGAGAACACUUUUAGAGAUUCCUAUCGGCGUAUACAGUCAGCUCAUGGGCACUCAUGCCAAGGGCCGCCUCUCACGCUUAAUAACUAUUUUAAAUAGGCUGAAGUUGAUUGAACUUGUUAGCAACCAUGUAGAGGAUUCUGAUGUGCGAUCAGGGGAUAUCCCUACAUAUUCGCUGGAGAUCAGGCCUUACAUUGAAGAACCAGCACCAAGCAUUGUUCAGUCAUCACACGUCAGUGUGAACCAUGGUCCAAAAUUUCGGCAUGAUUUUGUGCUUUCAAAGCAGGAAUCUGUCGAUGCUUACUGGGAAACAUUAAAGUACUGUUAUCUAACAGCUGGUUCAGCUGAGCCAAGUGCCUUCCCUGGUAAUUGUGUUCCUGAGGUUUGUCAUGUACGGUCAUGGAGUUCAGUAAGAGUAAUGACUACCAAACAACGCCUGGAAUUACAAACGCGUCUCAUGAAUGAAAACGAGAAGGGGAUACUUCCUCACAAAGUUUGCUGUAUAAUUGCAAAGGAUUUGAAUCUCUCUGUGCAGCAGGUGCUUUAUGCUUCCUCCAAGAAUAGACAGCUUCAUGGACAGGCAAGCAUUUCUGAUACGCAACAUCAACAAAAAUCUAAUUCUAGAUCAACCUCCCAGAAAAGGAAAAGAUCGGCUAAUGAGAUUGCCAUGAAGUUUAUUAAGCAAAAAGUUGAAGCUAGUGGAUCAUCCUCACAGAGGUUAGUCAAGUCUAUUCUGGAUGGAGAAAUAACAGAGAAAAUCUCUCCAUCACUCAUUGGCCUACCAGAACAACGUCAUCGAGCUGGCAUUACUCCCACACACAACAUUGUUGAUACUUUCUUGCAUACAAAUAAAGACAAGAGGGGCAGCAGACGCUUGGUAAAGAAAAUUUUCUUUUGGACAUCCGAAUCUGACAGAAAAUUGCUCAUGGCAUACACUAGAUACCGCACAAGACGUGGAGCAAAAAUAUCCCGUGUAGCUUGGAACUCUAUUUCUGAUCUUCCAGCUCUACCAGCUGCAUGUCGUAAAAGGAUGUCAAGUUUAAGAGCUAAAACAAACAUAAGAACAGCUGUGAAUCAAAUCUGCAACAUUCUUGCAAUACGGUACAAGAGAUCAAAAGCAAAAGAAUUAUCAAAUUCUAGUUAUGAGAAUUCUGCAGAUUCAGAUUCUGAGGUAUUCAAUUGGGAUAAUUUCAAUGAUCCGGAAAUAAGAAAUGCACUUGAUGAAAUCCUUGAAUUCAUUCGUCUAGGAAACAUGGACCAGACCAAUCGGAUUAGUCCAGAGAAUGAAAGGAGGAAUCAUGAUGUCGCUGAGGAAAUUCCGACUGAGCAGGUUAUGCAAUGUCCAACCAGCACAAGCACUGUAGCUCCAGAGAACGUGGAAGUGUGUACAUGUUCCAAUUCAAUGCAUCCAAGUAAAAACAUGGCAAUUCCCUGCAGUGUUCAUGAAAACAACAUUAGACCCAACAAAGCUGAAAUUACUAAAAGAGGUGUAUGCAAAUCCUUGGCAAUUGCCAAUGCGUUAGAGCUCCUGAAGGUGUUUCUUCUCAGUUCAUUGUCGGCUUCAGAAGCACAAGCUGCAUUAAAAGCCACCUUUCAGCUUUAUUCAGAGAGUGAAAUUUUUACUGCCCUUUCCUUUCUGAGAGGGAAGAACUUCUUGGUUACUGGAAAUGGAAUGAAACCUGUAACCCUUUCUGGGAAAUUCUUCUUUGAUGCUUCUUAUUCACCCUUCCCAUAUGGUUCAGGGAAAAAGGCUUCUGAAUUUUUGAAAUGGCUUAUAGGGCAACGAAAGAAUAUUGUGGACAGUACAGUUUAUUUGCAUCCAGAUCCACAAUGCGGGGAAAUUGUUCACCUCUUUUCUCUUGUGUUGUCAGGAGAGUUACUCAUUUCACCUUCCUUACCAAGUGAAGGAGUUGGUGAGGCUGAUGAACCUAACAGCUUCAGUCCUUCAAUCGAGGAUACCAGUGAUUUGGAUGACUGUACUUACAAACGCAAGGGCACAGAGUUGGAAAGCAGUAGGACUAAGAGACACAAACCUUUUCCCCAUAUAGAUAGCCGCCGAGAGAAAGGUUUCCCUGGUAUCCAAGUGGCUUUGAAUCAAGAGAUGAUCCAAACAAACAAUCCCAUGCAGGUGUUACAUCAUAAAGAAUGCCUUAUGUUUACUUUAGCUAGGGAAAUGGGCAGCAAGGAUGUUGAUUCCCAGUUAGAAAGCAGUGACAUGUUGCCAGACUUAAACGAUCUGAAUUCAUGUCGCUGUUUAUUGUCUGCAUUUCAUUUGGAGAAUUCUUAUAGAGGAUGGCCUUGGGAUGCUAUGAAAUUAUAUGCCGAACAGUUACCAUCAUUAUGUUGUAAUAAAAAUGAACCGAUCGUUCUUUCAUCUGACCUGUUCAGAAAUGCAUUUUGUAUUAUUCGUCAAACUGGUGAACAAGGAGUUAAUCUGAGGGAAAUGUCACAGGCACUGCAUCCACUAGGCAUGCAAUCUAUCAGUUUGGUUGUUGAUAUGCUUGAGAGAUUUCAGCUGGCCAUUAAGGUCAAUGCAUAUGAUGGUGUGCAGAUUGUUGACUCAUUACAUAAGCCAAAGUAUCAUAUAACCACACUCGCCGAGUACAGCCAUUGCAGCUGUUUGCGAGCUCCGGGUUCUGAAAUGGCAUCAACCGGAGACACCAGAAAUAUACUGAAAGAGAAGCACUCGACGAUGCCUCUUAAUUUGCAUGGAACUGUAAGGAAGCUUGGCGAGGGGCACACUGUCACAGUUGUCGAUGUUGAAAGGAAAUGA